Molecule: messenger RNA, 2011 nt
Organism: Cynocephalus volans (Philippine flying lemur)
Lineage: Eukaryota; Metazoa; Chordata; Mammalia; Dermoptera; Cynocephalidae
Gene: THUMPD2
Product: THUMP domain containing 2
Exons: 10
Coding region: 18-1529 (503 amino acids)
Biological process (GO): tRNA methylation
Molecular function (GO): RNA binding; tRNA (guanine) methyltransferase activity
Source: RefSeq, a predicted model, not a curated record
GCCGCGCCCGAGCCGCCAUGUCGGCCUCGCAGGGAGAGCCCGGGUCGGGCCCUGCGGCGGGAGCCCGGUUCUUCUGCACCGCGGGCCGCGGCCUGGAGCCCUUCCUGAUGCGGGAGGUGCGGGCGCGGCUGGCGGCCACGCAGGUUGAAUAUAUUUCAGGAAAGGUUUUUUUCACCACCUGUUGUGAUUUGAAUAUGCUGAAGAAAUUAAAGUCUGCAGAGAGGUUAUUUUUGCUGAUUAAAAAGCAGGUUCCACUUACUGUUUCUUCUGUAAGUAAAGGAAAAAUAUUUAGUGAAAUGCAAAGACUUAUAAAUGAUGAUCCAGGAAGUUGGUUGAAUGCCAUGUCUAUUUGGAAAAAUCUUCUUGAACCUGAUGCAAAAAAGCAAAAACUCUCUCAAAGAGAUGCUAACCCACUAAAAAGAAAAGUGGUAGAAAAUGAAAUCAUUGUUGCAAAGAAAUUAAGGAUAGAACAAAUGCAGAAGAUAGAAGAGCACUGGGAAUGCCAACUGGAAAAACAAAUAGACCAAGAAGCACUGGAGCAAAGGGAUUUUAUCACUAAAAGAGAAAAAUUUCAAGAAGAAUUUCAGAAUGAUGUAAAGAAAACAACUAAUACUCUUAACCAGAACGACCUGACUUUCAGAGUUUCUUGUCGCUGCAGUGGAGCUAUUAGAAAGGCCUUUACUUCACAGGAAGCAGGAAGAGUAAUUGGAAUUGCUCUUAUGAAACAGUUUGGUUGGAAAGCAGAUUUGAGGAAUCCAAAUUUAGAGAUCUUUAUACACCUAAAUGACAUUUACUCUGUGAUGGGGAUUCCUAUGUUCAGGGUGCCUUUAGCCAGCAGAGCUUACAUCAAGACAGCUGGACUGCGAUCCACCAUAGCAUGGGCAAUGGCAUCUCUUGCUGAAAUUGAGGAUGGUGCAUUUGUUUUGGAUCCAAUGUGUGGACUUGGAACAAUACUUUUGGAAGCUGCUAAAGAAUGGCCAGAUGUGUAUUAUGUGGGUGCUGAUGUCAGCGACUCACAGUUACUAGGUGCAUGUGACAAUCUGAAAGCUGCAGGCCUGAAGGCUAAAAUUGAGUUACUUAAAGUCUCUGUUAUAGAAUUGCCAUUGCCUUCAGAAAGUGUCAGUGUUAUUAUUUCUGACAUUCCAUUUGGGAAAAAGUUUAAGUUGGGAAAGGAUAUCAAAAGCAUUCUACAAGAAAUGGAAAGAGUGCUUCAUGUCAGUGGAACCAUUGUAUUGUUGCUUAGCGAAGAUCACCGCAAGUGCCUUAAAGAUUGCAAAGAGAGCGGCAGCCCUUUGAAUUCCAAGGGCAGCGACACAGAUGAACCUGGGAUUGAAAGGUGCCCGAAUCCUGAAGAAAAAACUAACAUAUCUAAAACAGUGUUAUCUUCAUUCAAAGCCAAUAACCAGGAAUGCUUAGACAAAAUGCCACCGUUUGGCUCUUUGGUGCCAGUGGAAUGCUACAAAGUUAGCCUUGGAAAAACAGAUGCAUUCAUAUGUAAAUAUAAGAAGUCACACUCUUCUAGACUAUAGCAGGCUGCCUGUCAUAAGCCCGACUCAAGUCCUUGCACAUAGCUGUACAGGAGAAGUUUGUUGUCUCUAGGAUUCUUCAUAGUGUCCGCAGAGUUCCAAGGAAACAAAUUGCCUUGAAGUCAGGAGGUGUGACUCGCGGACACAGGUUUUAGAGGUUCUGCUUUAUACUCUAAAGUGCUUACUGUUUUGGCAAAGAACAUUUAGUGAAUAUUUUUAAAAGACUCCUUAAGUUCUGUCUUCUGCCAGAAUGUAAAAAGAUCCGUUCUGCCAUGCAUUUUUUCUGAGCAGAAGCUUCAACUUCACAAUAAAAGUUUUCAGGGGUUCACAUAAGUGUAUCAAAACACAGGGUCAGUGAUAUUUUAACUCUCAGAUUUUUAGAAAUGUAAAAACCUUUAUAUGUAACUUCUUUUGAUAUUAAACUUGAUUUUUUGUACCUGUAAUUUUCUUCUCCAUUGGAAUGAAAGUAAUUUUAUUUGCAAUGA